This is a messenger RNA of Paramisgurnus dabryanus, 1906 nucleotides long. It is a transcript of the gene sptlc2a, whose product is annotated as serine palmitoyltransferase, long chain base subunit 2a. The record is from RefSeq and is a predicted model, not a curated record. Lineage: Eukaryota; Metazoa; Chordata; Actinopteri; Cypriniformes; Cobitidae. Gene Ontology annotation, cellular component: serine palmitoyltransferase complex. Gene Ontology annotation, biological process: ceramide biosynthetic process; sphingosine biosynthetic process. Gene Ontology annotation, molecular function: pyridoxal phosphate binding; serine C-palmitoyltransferase activity.
UCAGGUUUCUCCCUUUAGGGUUUCGGAGUAGCGGGGAAGCGCGUCACCCUGGUACACCGUUCACCGACUCGUUUUCAUCGUUUUUCGUCUUCAUGCAUGUGUGCGCAUGUGUUUUCUGGUAGAUAAGCAUGACUGAGAGCGCGAGCACCAGUAAUAAAAACGAGGAUUGUCAUGCGGCGAAUGGUGUGAAACCAGGAAGAAAUGGCAUGGUGAGGAAUCAUCACAUUCAUCAUCAGUAUCAACAGCAGGAGAAGAAGGUUAACCACCACGCUGCAUGCAAUGGAGAGCUGUACAGCAGGCCUUUCGUUGAAACCUUUGAGGAAACUCCUAUGCUGGUUGCCGUGCUCACGUACAUGGGCUACGGCAUCCUUACAAUCUUUGGAUAUCUGCGGGAUUUCAUGAGGGAGUGGAAAAUAGAAAAAUGCCACAUAGCCAGAGAAAGGGAGGAGCAAAAGGACUUUGUUCCACUUUAUCAAGAUUUUGAGGAUUUCUACACAAGGAAUUUAUACAUGAGGAUUCGGGAUAGCUGGAACAGGCCCAUUUGCAGUGUUCCUGGUGCCAAGUUUGACCUUGUGGAGAGAAAUUCCAAUGAUUACAACUGGACCUUUGAAUACACUGGCCGGGUGGUGAAGGAUGUCAUCAAUCUGGGCUCAUACAAUUACCUUGGCUUUGCUGAAAACACGGGGGCUUGUGCCGCUGCUGCUGGAGAGGUGACGAUGAAAUACGGGGCGGGCGUGGCCAGCACCAGACAGGAAAUGGGUAACCUCGACCGGCACGAAGAGUUGGAGAAGCAGGUGGCCUCAUUCCUCGGCGUAGAGUCAGCGAUGGCUUUCGGAAUGGGCUUUGCAACAAACUCCAUGAACAUUCCUGCAUUAGCUGGCAAGGGAUGCCUGAUCCUGAGUGAUGAGCUAAACCACGCCUCUCUGGUAUUGGGAGCCCGGCUCUCCUGCUCCACCAUCCGGGUUUUUAAGCACAAUAAUAUGCAAAGUUUGGAAAAGUUGCUCAGAGAUGCUAUAGUUCAUGGCCAGCCUAGGACACAUCGACCCUGGAAGAAAAUCCUCAUUCUUGUGGAAGGCAUCUACAGUAUGGAGGGCUCCAUCGUACGAUUGCCAGAAAUUAUAGCCCUGAAGAAGAAGUACAAGGCUUAUCUGUACCUAGAUGAAGCUCACAGUAUCGGGGCAUUAGGACCGACCGGCAGAGGGGUGGUGGAGUAUUUUGGCCUGGACCCCAAGGAUGUGGACAUCAUGAUGGGCACCUUUACAAAGAGCUUUGGUGCUGCAGGUGGUUACAUAGGAGGUAAAAAGGAUUUGAUAGACUACCUACGAACGCACUCGCACAGCGCGAUUUACGCAACCUCCAUGCCGCCUCCUGUCGCGGAGCAAAUCAUCACUUCUAUGAAGUGCAUUAUGGGAGAGGAUGGAACGUCAAUAGGUCGUUCGCGAAUCCAGCGGCUGGCUGAAAACACAGUAUAUUUUCGCAGGAGAAUGCGGGAGAUGGGAUUCAUUAUCUAUGGCAACAAUGACUCACCUGUGGUACCCAUGAUGCUCUACAUGCCUGCCAAAAUUGGGGCAUUUGGUCGGGAAAUGUUAAAGAGAAACAUUGGGGUGGUGGUGGUGGGCUUCCCAGCCACGCCCAUUAUUGAGUCCAGAGCCCGAUUUUGUAUCUCCGCAGGCCACUCCAAAGAAAUGCUGGACAGGGCAUUGGGUGUGAUCAGUGAAGUCGGCGACCUGCUGCAGCUGAAGUACUCGCGCCGCAAAGUUCUUCCCUCCUCGGAUCGGCUUUUUGAUGAGACCACAUACGAGGAGAACGAGGAAUGACGCACUUCCUUUCUUGACCAAAUGUGCACUGCUCAUCUUCUGUCCCCUGAAAGAAGGAACCACUUAAUAAAUCUAACUUUUUUUUAAAA